AGCACAAACCUUCACUUUCCAUCCCAUAGAAAAUUCUUUUAAAAACUGUAUUAUAGUAUUACCGAGAUCAACAAUCUCAUCACGUCUUUACUCUUUAUGACAUCCAUAAUAAAACCACUCACUGUGGACUUCAUUUUGUAACUACCCUGUAAUUUUUAUCUCAGUUAUUAAUUUAAAUCAAACCGGGGAGAGUACUAUCUAAAAUCCGGUAUGCCGGCGGCCCUAAAAGCAGGAAGCCGGCCACCAUGGGUUGGUCUUGCAGCUGCCGUUUGGGUCCAGAUCGCUUCUGGAAACGCCUAUUCUUUCCCACUUUACUCACACGCAUUGAAAUCCGUACUGGGUCUGUCUCAACAACAGCUAACAAUUCUUGGUGUGGCAAAUGAUUUUGGGGAAAAUGUUGGAAUCCUUCCAGGCAUUGCUUCUAAUAAAUACCCACCAUGGGUUGUUCUUUCUAUCGGUGUUCUUGCUUCUUUCUUUGGUUAUGGUGUCAUUUGGCUUGCUGUUAGUGAAACUGUACAUAAUAUGCCUUACUGGGUUUUGUGGAUUGCGCUUGUUGUUGCCACUAACAGUAGUGCAUGGUUGGGGACCGCGGUGCUUGUGACCAACAUGAGAAAUUUCCCUCUCAGCCGCGGCACGGUUGCUGGAAUUCUCAAAGGUUAUGUUGGCCUCAGUGCUGCAGUUUUCACAGAGGUGUAUACUAUGGUGCUUAAAGGAUCAGCUUCUUCACUUUUGCUCUUCUUUACGGUUGGGAUUCCCGUUAUAUGUUUGGCUUUGAUGUAUUAUGUUCGGCCAUGUACUCCAGCUUCUGAAGCAGACCCAUCAGAAAACGCUCAUUUUCUUUUCACUCAGUUGGCAAGUCUAGUUCUUGCAGUCUUUCUUCUGACAACAACGAUACUGAAAGAUACAUUGACUCUAAGCAAUGCCUUGUCCUACACUUUCGUUGGGAUAAUGGUGAUUCUAUUAAUGGCACCUCUUGCAAUUCCAGUUAAGAUGACUUUAUUUCCUUCUAUCAAGAAGCUUAACAGGCCGGCGGGUUCUUCAGACAAUCUAACCGUAACAGAUCCGUUGCUGAUAGAGUCUGUUUCAGUAACGAAUCUUACUAGUCUUACUGAAGGUGAAGAUAUUUCAGAGGUGGAUGCGCUUCUUGCCGUUGGAGAAGGCGCAGUUAAAAUCAAGAAGAAAAGAAGACCUAGAAGAGGUGAGGAUUUUACAUUUCGUGAAGCGAUUGUGAAGGCUGAUUUCUGGCUUUUGUGGUUCGUUUAUUUUCUUGGUGUUGGCUCGGGUGUCACUGUUCUUAACAAUCUAGCCCAAAUUGGUGUUUCACUUGGGUUUAAUGAUACGACUACACUGUUAAGUCUAUUCAGUUUCUGCAAUUUUCUGGGUCGUCUUGGAGGAGGUGUUGUUUCAGAAUACUUUGUAAGGUUAAAGACUAUUCCACGCACAUUUUUGACGACUGUAACUCAAGUAAUCAUGGUGAUGACGUAUCUUAUGUAUGCAUCAGCUCUAAAUGGGACACUUUAUGUUGCAACAGCAUUGCUUGGAAUUUGCUAUGGUGUUCAGUUUGGUGUCAUGAUCCCAACAUGCUCUGAGCUUUUUGGAUUGAAAAACUUUGGUUUAAUUUUCAACUUCAUGGGGCUCGGAAACCCGAUUGGUGCUUUUUUAUUCUCCGGGUUACUUGCUGGUUAUGUCUACGAUACAGAGGAGGCUAAGCAAGGUGGGUCCACCUGCAUAGGCCCAAACUGUUUCCGGCUCACUUUCUUCGUACUUGCUGGUGUGUGUUGUAUAAGUGCAUUCUUGAGCAUAAUUUUAACCAUCAGGAUUAGGCCCGUUUACCAAAUGCUUUAUGCUGGUGGUUCAUUCCGUUUACCACAAAGCUCGGGCCACUGAAGUUGAGGGUCCAUGCGACUUGGUCAAGUGUAUUAUUUAUAUCUGCGCAUGAUCAUUUUGAAAGUUGCAGGGAAACCUAACUCUAGUUUAAUAAGUAAUAUGUAAUGAUGAUGUAGAAUCAAACAACUCCCUUAUUUUGGUACUGCUGACACAUAGCAUGAGCCUUAUUUUAAAUUUGCUAUGAUGUCUAGUUUGUAGAUUUAUUGAACUUUUAUAUUGUACCAUGUGCCUCAUGGAUUGUAAUUUGAUAUGCAAUUAUGCAUACAGGUGUUACAAAAUGGAAUAUCUUAUUGUUGGUUGACAAAAA
This is a messenger RNA of Erigeron canadensis, 2194 nucleotides long. RefSeq names its product protein NUCLEAR FUSION DEFECTIVE 4. Bases 211 to 1887 code for a protein of 558 amino acids. Lineage: Eukaryota; Viridiplantae; Streptophyta; Magnoliopsida; Asterales; Asteraceae. Gene Ontology annotation, cellular component: membrane. The record is from RefSeq and is a predicted model, not a curated record. The transcript has 3 exons.